Molecule: messenger RNA, 1413 nt
Organism: Quercus lobata
Lineage: Eukaryota; Viridiplantae; Streptophyta; Magnoliopsida; Fagales; Fagaceae
Exons: 4
Coding region: 258-1187 (309 amino acids)
Source: RefSeq, a predicted model, not a curated record
AAAACCGGAAACACAAAACUGAAAAACACUUACCAAUAGUUGAAAACUGUUUUCUGUUUUUGAAUUUUGAAAAAGAAAAAUGUAACCCAUCACUUGUUUGGCACCUGUUUUCUGUUUUCUGUUCAGUUUUACCCCUUAUAAAUCACCCAUAUUAAAGCAAAGGAAACCCUAUUCACUUGGUGUCGAAGCUUACUCUCAGUCGUCAAAAAGGGUCAUUGGUGGAUCUGAAGUGAUUUCUGAACUUCAAGCCGUAUAAGAUGGCACAUGAAUUGAAUGAGGCGGAAGACCUCAAACUAUGGCCUCCCGCAAUUGAAAAGUUGUUUUUAGAUAUUAUGAUCGAAGAACAAGUGAAAGGGAACAUGAAAACUGGUGUUUUUAAGAAGAGAACUUGGACGAAAAUUCGAAAUGAACUCAAUGCACGAGCUAAUCGGUGCAUUGGCAUGCAACAACUUGAGACAAAAUUUAAUAGGCUCAGAACAAAACACGAGACCAUUUUUCAAGAUUUACGAAAUUCUGGAAUGGGUUGGGAUUUUAAGACAAACACAGUUAUUGCCAGUGAUGAAGUUUGGGCGGAUGUACUUGCGGCAAAUCCUAAGGCCAAGGACUUUUGGAAAAAAAGAUGUGAACACUAUCAUUUGCUAAGAAUACUGUUCAACAAAGUUACUGCCACCGGUAUCCUCCAAAUUUCCUCCAACCAAGCAGCUCCAAAUAGUGAUGAAGAGCGUGAGCUAGAUAAGAAGUUUCGCAAUGCUGGAUUACAUGCUGACCUGGAUGAUGAUAGUGAUGACAACACAAACAAUGUCCCAAGGGGUCAUGAGCACACCACACGUGGUGAGAAGCGUCCAAUGCAACAAGAAUGGUCUAAGGGGAAGAAGACUGCUAAGAAAAUGGAUGAACUUAGUGAGUUUGCACAGGGACUCCGGGACUAUACUGAACUAUGUAGGGCAAGGUUUCAAGCUAGGCAGGCUAAGGCAAGCGCUAAGAAAUUUAGUAAAUCUGUCACCAUUGAUGAUAAAUUCUCUCUUGAGAAAGCUUUGGGGAUGCUCAAUGAGUACACAGACCUGGAUAAUGAUACCUAUUUUAAGGUACUUGAUGAACUCUGUAAUUUGAAUAGUAGAAUUGUCUUCAUCACCACGGCAGAUAAGAGGAAGAAAGCAUGGAUGGAGUUUAUUGCAAAAGGAAUCUGAUCGACUUGUGGUUGUCCUUUCAUUUAUGUGUAAUAGCUAACUAUUAUGAUUUGGCUGCAAUUUCUGAUGGGGAAGUAUUUGAAAGUUGAAGCCUUUUGAGAUAUUUGUAUGCUUCACUCUAUUAUAUAUAGUCACUAUGAUUAAAGGUUAAUGCGGACUAGUAUUUUGUCUAGGAGUGAUUAUAUGAAUGAAUUUCACUUUGGAAUCUAGCGUGGUGUUAUGACAG